GACUUGGUGGCAGUGGCGGGGCCCUUGGGAGUGACGCACUUUCUGGUCUUCACCAAAUCCCCCACCAGCGUCAACUUUAAACUCUUCCGUCUCCCAGGAGGGCCAACGCUGACCUUCCAGGUCAUGCAGUACUCGCUCAUCAGGGACGUGGUGUCCUCGCUGAAGCGCCACCGCAUGCACGAGCAGCAGUUCACGCACCACCCGCUGCUGGUGCUCAACAACUUCGGCCUGCCGCAGAUGCACGUCAAGCUCAUGGCCACCAUGUUCCAGAACAUGUUCCCCUCCAUCAACGUGCACAAGGUCAACCUGAACACCAUCAAGCGGUGCUUGCUGAUCACCUAUGCCCCGGACAGCCAGCGCCUGGACUUCCGCCACUAGUAAGGGGCUGGGGGUGGGGGGCUCUGCCGGGCUGGAUGCUCUGAUGAGAGGUCAACCUGCUGAUGGCUUGGUGAUUUCCUCCUACAGUAAACGCUCUGACGCAUCCGGGGGGGGCGGGGGCUCAGCAGACAGACACACGAGCAGCUCCUCCUCCUUCCCAGGUGUGGGCUGAUCCCCGGGCUGGAGACGGCGUCUCGGGGCAGGCCCUGUGAUG
Molecule: messenger RNA, 592 nt
Organism: Pelodiscus sinensis (Chinese soft-shelled turtle)
Lineage: Eukaryota; Metazoa; Chordata; Testudines; Trionychidae
Source: RefSeq, a predicted model, not a curated record